CGCUUUUUCGAAAGGUGAAAACUUUCCAUUGCCCAUUUUCGUUUUCCUAUAAACAGUUGCAUUGUUUGUAAAGUUUGGCCAAAUUCAUUUUCUUGAUAGAUUUUUUAUACCAAACUCAUCAAUUCAAGGUAAAAUUUUGAUACUUGGGAUAUAAGAAGAUUUGAUUGAUAUCAUUGCAAAUGUCAAGUAGCUCAAGGAGUGAUGGAGACAACUGUAUUGAUGUUUAUGAACCCUUGGAGAUUGAAACAAGAUGCAAAGAGUUAUGGAAAGAAAAAGAGAUGUUGACAGAAUCACAAUCUCAGAGCUUUGAACUAAUCAGGGCACUGGAACUAUAUGUGAAGUCAUUGUCUGAAGCUCGUGUCCAAGACAAAAAACAUAUUCAGAAAUUGGAAAGAGAGCUAAAAAACUGCUGUCAAGAAAUAGAUUACUUGCAGAAUCAACUAAGUGCUAGGAAUGACGAGGUCAAGUGUCUAACUGAUCAUGUGCACAACUUUGAGAUCAAAUUAGCUGACAUGGAAAGUUUACAGAAGAAAGUGGACAGGCUGAUAGGAGAGUUGAACUGGUCGAAGUCUGAUUGCUUGUUACUAAUGCAGGAAAUAGAGGACAAAGAAGAAGAGCUGCAACAGUCAGCUUUGUGCAUAGAGAAAUUGGAGGAGUCAGUUUCAUCUAUGGCACUGGAAUCCCAGUGUGAAAUAGAGAGCAUGAAGCUUGAUAUAAUGGCCCUGGAGCAGACAUGCCUUGAAGCUAAGAAAACUGAGGAAGAACAUGUUCAAGAAAAAUUCAAGAUGAAUGUUUUAAUUGAGGAACUUGAGGUUCAGCUUCAGAAUGCACAGGAAAUUAUUGAAGCACUAGAUAACGAAAACAAAGAGCUAAGAGGAAAGCUUAUUACAUCUGAAAAAAAUGCCAAGAUAUUCUGUCAAAAGAUCAAGGAAUGGCUGAAAAGCAAGGACAGAUCACAGCUCAAUAUGCAUUCUGUCUUUGGUGAACCAGAAAGCAUGAUUACAUUAUUAAAAGAUAUAAGUGGCUGCAAGGAACUCUUCGGUGUGCUUCUUCCAGAAGUGGCAUUAGUGCUGGAAUCUGAUUCCAAUUCGAAGGAACAGGCUGAAAGCAUGUCACAUCAGAUAAAUGAUUAUGAUCUCCUGGUGAAGCAACUUAAGGAUGAACUGAGAGAGCAAAAGUUUAAAGCAAAGGAAGAAGCGGAGGAUCUAGCACAAGAAAUGGCUGAGCUAAGAUACCAGAUGAUGGGCUUGCUUGAAGAAGAGUGCAAGCGCCGUGCUUGCAUUGAACAAGCAUCUUUACAAAGAAUAGCUGAGUUGGAGGUGCAGAUUCAAAAACAGCCCCAAAAUUCAGUUGCUGUUGUUAGACAUCUCCAUGAAUCAUAAGGACUAGCUGUGGUAAGGAUUGUUGAUGUCCGAUACUUGGAAACCAAGUCGGAUGUUGGUACUUUCCUGAAUCUUUUUCUUUGCUUUUUUUUUUUCUAGAUUGCCCUUAAACAGUUUUUAUAUUUUAUGUUUCCAAUGCCCUACAUGAACGUAAAUGCAACUAAUGGUAAUAUUCUUGCACUCAACUUAUUUUCUUAAACAGCAUGAGAAUUUACUUGUCAUUGGGGUUUGGUGGUGUACUUGCAUUCAUCUCCCCAUUUUAAGUUAUUACUACCAACUGGUUUGUGCUGGAUUCGAACAGAAACGGCUUCCAAUGGCUAACCUUAGGAAAGAUGUAUACCAUUUGCAUUGACCAAGGUUCGUGGAAGGACGGCAGUAUGAGGCGGCCAAAUAUACCAAGGUAGAGAUACUGAUAUAACAGUGUGCAUUUGUAUACACGUUUCGAGUUGAGUAUAAUUAUUGUGCAGUAGUUUGUUGUUUGUUGCAGCUGGUUAUGAAGCUACGAUUUGCAUUGGUGUUGUACAUUUUUUCUACAAAUUUCAGCAAAGAAAAGUUCAGUUUUGCAAUUACAUUCAAAAAGAGAAGACACUGCAUCCGGAUCUGGCUCCAAGAAAAAUGCUGGAUAUGGUAUUGUUUUCUCCCUCCCCCCAUUUAUACCUUGUAAGCUAUGAAGUAAGGACAUUUUUGAACCGCUUGUGUAACCAUAUUGUAUUCGUAUUUCAUACUUUGACGCUUGCGACACGUCAAAAUACAUGUCUAAUUUACCGAAUAUGACAAAGAGGAAGAAAAUUCUC
Molecule: messenger RNA, 2176 nt
Organism: Durio zibethinus
Lineage: Eukaryota; Viridiplantae; Streptophyta; Magnoliopsida; Malvales; Malvaceae
Source: RefSeq, a predicted model, not a curated record